AUGCCUCCACACCCGAGCGGAAGGGUCUACGCGGAGAACGGCUUAGGCGGAACGUUCGCGAAACUGAUCCCGCGCAAAUCAACUUUUGCACGGGCAUGGACGACCGAAAACCGCCAACGCAGCACUCCUCCUCACGCUAUUAUGGGCGGCUUAUUCAGCAGACCAUUCAGCACCGGAAAAACCGCGACUCAUCCCCGUCCAGUGGUGCUAAUAACGGGAUGCUCCCAGGGUAGCACCGGCUAUGCACUCGCGGAGGAGAUGGCGCGCAGAGGCGCGCGGGUGUACGCGAGCGCGGUGAAGGCGGCGGAAAUGGAGGGGCUAAAUGCCAACGACGGGAUUCGAACCCUUGAGCUUGACGUCACAAGUGAAGAAUCCAUUCAGGCAGCGGUGACCCACGUGGUGGCAGAGGAGGGGCGGGUAGACGUGCUGGUGAACAACGCGGGCAUCGGCAUGCCGUGCCCCGUGGCCGAUGUGCGUCUGCACCAGCUCCGCCAGGUGUUGGACGUCAAUCUCUAUGGCGCUGUCGCCAUGGCUCGAGCGGUCUUCCCGGUCAUGGCGCAGCAGCAGACUCGCUCACGCAUUUUGAACAUGGCCAGUGUCGCGGCAUAUGUCAACAGGCCAUGGAGCUGUGCCUACUCUGCCAGCAAGGCGGCUCUUGCAGCGGCCACCAGCUGCAUGCGCAUGGAGAUGCGGCCCUUCGGCAUCGACGUGGUGCUUGUCACACCGGGUUACAUCAAGUCUCGAAUCUUCUGCAACGCUCUUGCCAGCGCUCCCGUCCUUCCCAGUUCAAGCCUUUACAAGUCCUACGAGGCAUGUUACAGAGAGCAGUUUGCUGCUAGUGCAUAUAAUCCUUGGGCCACUAACACUGAUGAUUUUGCUGCACGACUCGCUGACGUGGCACUGGCAAAAGGCAGUCCUCCGUGGCGGGUUCUGUAUGGCCACCAGGCACUCUUGGCUGUACUCAUGUCCUACGUUCCCGCAACUUUGCUUGAUUCAUUGGUGUGGCUUGCGUUUGCGAAACGAAAGUAG
Closterium sp. Yama58-4 is the source of this 1029-nucleotide messenger RNA. The record is from the annotation of a GenBank genome assembly. NCBI's taxonomy places the organism in Eukaryota, Viridiplantae, Streptophyta, Zygnematophyceae, Desmidiales, Closteriaceae.